Molecule: messenger RNA, 11013 nt
Organism: Anguilla rostrata (American eel)
Lineage: Eukaryota; Metazoa; Chordata; Actinopteri; Anguilliformes; Anguillidae
Gene: notch3
Product: notch receptor 3
Exons: 33
Coding region: 496-7893 (2465 amino acids)
Biological process (GO): Notch signaling pathway; multicellular organism development; regulation of DNA-templated transcription
Cellular component (GO): membrane
Molecular function (GO): calcium ion binding; Notch binding; signaling receptor activity
Source: RefSeq, a predicted model, not a curated record
GUGUAACAACGUAAAAGACGGUGAAAACUGAGAAUGAAAUGCAGUUAGAUUACUGUUUAUUUUCUAAAUAUCACUACGAGCGAUUCACAAUGUGAGAUUCCUGUGGCUGUACGCACUACUUGUCUUGAAGCGGAAGGACCUGAGCUCUGGUGUAGACAGCAGGGAGGAGGAGGGCGGAGUGAUACCGAGUGGCGAAGUUGGGUCUUGAGGCGCAGUCCGCUGAAGUUUUUCAAAAGUUUCUCCGGAGGUUCAGAGAGACGCAAAGCAGCCUAGACCAAGCUGCGGACACAGGGACGACAACGGGACAGGACUAACUUCUUUAACCCCGCUGACGGACUGGAGAUUUCCUUUUAAAUAUUUACAAUUUUAUCAACUUUAUGUCGCUACCCUGUCGCCGCGUUACUUCUUGGAACUUUUACAACUGUGUAUUUUUUUAAAUGGAUGAAUUAUUGCUGACUCUUUGAAGAGAAGUUGUUGGAACAGACCUCCACGGGAAUGGGGAAUUACAAUAUGUGGAUAUUUAUAUGUGUUUUAUUUCUACUGCAGAAUUGCGAAGGUCUCCGCUGCGUGGACAGGCCGUGCGAAAAUGGAGGAACUUGCAUGGACUCUCCUUCGCGAUGCGUGUGUCGGCCUGGUUACCUGGGGCCUGUCUGUCAGUACCCGGACCCUUGUCAGCGCUCGCCAUGCCUGAACGGUGCCGCCUGCAAGACCACGCUGCUGAAGGGGGUGCCGCAGGCCACCUGCGUGUGCCAGAGAGGAUACCGAGGGCCGGACUGCUCUCUGACUGACGCCUGCGCCAACAACCCGUGUGCCAACGGCGCCCGCUGCACCAACUGGAACGGGCGCUACAACUGCUCCUGCCCGCCGGGGUACCUGGGCAAGAACUGCCGCAACGACAUCGACGAGUGCCGCAAGCCCGACGUGUGCCUGAACGGGGGCGUGUGCGCCAACACGCCCGGCUCCUUCCGCUGCCAGUGCCAGCCCGGGUACAGCGGGCGCUCCUGUGAGGUGCCCUCCCUGCCCUGCGCCCCCUCCCAGUGCCUCAACGGGGGCACCUGCCACCAGACCAGCCAGCUCACCUACGAGUGCGCCUGUCUGCCAGGGUUUCAGGGACACAACUGCGAGGUGAACGUGGACGACUGCCCCGGACACAAGUGCAUGAACGGAGGGAUCUGUGUGGACGGGGUCAACACCUACAACUGCCAGUGUCCCCCUGAGUGGACAGGCCAGUACUGCGUGGAGGAUGUGAACGAGUGUCUGAUGCAGCCCAACGCCUGUCACAACGGCGGCACCUGCUUCAACACCAUCGGCGGGCACACCUGCGUGUGCGUCAACGGCUGGAUCGGAGAGGACUGCAGCGAGAACAUCGACGACUGCGCCACGGCCGUCUGCUUCAACGGCGCCACCUGCCACGACCGCAUCGCGUCCUUCUUCUGCGAGUGCCCCGUGGGGAAGACAGGGCUGCUGUGUCACCUGGACGACGCCUGCGUCAGUAACCCCUGUAAUGAGGGGGCCGUGUGCGACACCAACCCCAUGAACGGCAGAGCCAUCUGCACGUGCCCGCCGGGGUUCGUGGGCGGGGCCUGCAACCAGGAUAUGGACGAAUGCUCCAUCGGUGCUAACCCGUGUGAGCACUUUGGCAAGUGUGUGAACACAGAGGGCUCCUUUCAGUGCCAGUGUGGGCGGGGCUACACCGGCCCUCGCUGUGAGAUUGACAUAAACGAGUGCCUAUCCAUGCCCUGCCACAACGACGCCACCUGCCUGGACCGCAUCGGAGAGUUCACCUGCAUCUGCAUGCCAGGAUACAUGGGGACAUACUGCGAGGUGGAUAUGAACGAGUGUGAGAGUAACCCUUGUGUCAACAACGGCCGCUGCAUAGACUCGGUUAACGGAUUCACCUGCUCCUGCCCGCCAGGAUUCACUGGGACCAUGUGCCAGAUUGACAUUGACGAGUGCGCCAGCACGCCCUGUCGAAACGGAGCCAAGUGCUUUGACCGGCCCAAUGGGUUCGAGUGCCGCUGUGCAGAAGGGUUCGAGGGGGCCCUCUGCGAGAGCAACAUCGAUAACUGCCAGCCGGACCCGUGUCACCACGGCACGUGCGUGGACGGCAUCGCCAGCUACAGCUGCGCGUGCGAGGCGGGCUACACGGGCUACCGCUGCGAGAACCAGCUCAACGAGUGCAUGAGCAACCCCUGCCUGAACGGCGGCAAGUGCGUGGACCGCGUCAACAAGUACAUCUGCCAGUGCCUGCACGGGACGUCCGGCGCCAACUGCGAGGUCAACUUUGACGACUGCGCCAGCAACCCCUGCGACUACGGGGUCUGCAAGGACGGGAUCAACCGCUACGACUGCGUGUGCAAACCAGGCUUCACUGGCCCCAUGUGUAACGUGGAGAUCGACGAGUGCGCCUCGAACCCGUGCCGCAACGGGGGCACGUGCGUGGACGAGGAGAACGGCUUCCACUGCCAGUGCCCCGAGGGCUUCCGGGACCUCCUGUGCUACUCGGAGGUGGACGCGUGCAGCAGCGGGCCCUGCGUUCACGGGAGCUGCCGCGACGACCUCAACGGGUACAGGUGCGACUGCGAGCCCGGCUGGUCGGGCAAGAACUGCGACUUGGACCGGAACGACUGCAAGUCCUCCCCGUGCCAGAACGGGGGCACCUGCAUCGACCAGCUCAACGGCUUCGUCUGCCGGUGCCACAAGGGCUUCAAAGGUCCCCUGUGUCAGGUGAACAUUAACGACUGUGCCUCCAGUCCGUGCCUGAACCAGGGCACCUGUGUGGACGGCGUGUCCAGCUACACCUGCCUGUGCGAGCCGCCCUUCAGCGGCCCCACCUGCGCCGACGCGCUGACGCCCUGCUCGCCCAACCCCUGCGACAACCAGGGCCUGUGCAGCCACACGGCCGACUACCUGAGCUUCCAGUGCACCUGCCCGCCGGGGUGGCAAGGCAAGCGGUGCAACAUGGACGUCAACGAGUGCGCGGGCAGCCCCUGCAAGAACCGCGGCGCCUGCGCCAACACGCUGGGCGGCUACAUGUGCUCCUGCCGCGCCGGCUUCAGCGGCGCCGACUGCGAGAGCGACAUCAACGACUGCAGCCCGAACCCGUGCCUGAGUGGGGGCUCCUGUAUGGACGGGGUGAACUCCUUCCGCUGCAGCUGCCUGCCGGGCUUCACCGGGCCCCGCUGCACCAUGGAGAUCAACGAGUGCCAGAGCUCCCCCUGCAGGAACGGAGGGACAUGCACGGACUACGUCAACAGCUACACCUGCACCUGCAAACCCGGCUUCACUGGCAUCCACUGCGAAACCAACAUACCCGACUGCACAGAGAGCUCGUGCUUUAACGGGGGCACCUGUACGGAUAAGAUCAACGGCUUCUCCUGCUCGUGCCGGGCGGGCUUCACCGGCUCCCACUGCCAGCACCAGCUGAGCGAGUGCCGCUCGCGGCCCUGCCUGAACGGGGGCGUGUGCGUGGACGGGGGCGACUCCGCCCGCUGCGUCUGCCCCAAAGGCUACACCGGGCCCAAAUGCCAGGUGGCGGUUGAUUGGUGCAGACUCUCGUCGCCGUGUCAGAACGGCGGGCGCUGCCGCCUGCAGGACGCCUCCUUCACCUGCGACUGCGCGGGCGGCUGGUCCGGCCGCUACUGCGACAUCCCGGGGGUGUCCUGCGAGGUCGCCGCGGCGCAGAGAGGACUCGGGACCGACCAGCUCUGCCACCACGGUGGCCACUGCGUGAACACGGGGAACACGCACUACUGCAAGUGCCAGGCGGACUACAUCGGCAGCUACUGCGAGAGCCAGGUGGACCACUGCGAGGAGAAACCCUGCCUCAACGGCGCCACCUGCAGGGCGUACGUGGGAGGUUACACCUGUGAGUGCAUGCCGGGAUACCAGGGGGACAACUGCGAGUCAGAAAUAAACGAGUGCCGGUCUCACCCCUGCCAGAACGGGGGCAGCUGCAUCGACCUGGUGGGCCAUUACAUCUGCUCCUGCCCACCGGGAACCCUGGGUGUCCUGUGUGAGAUCAAUGAGGAUGACUGCAAUCCCCCCCAGAGGCUGCGGGGGCCACCCAAGUGCCUGAACAACGGGACGUGUGUGGACCGCGUGGGGGGGUACCGGUGUAACUGCCCCCCCGGGUUCACGGGGGAGCGCUGCGAGGGGGACAUCAACGAGUGCCGCUCGAACCCCUGCAACCCCAGCAGCAGCUCCGACUGCAUACAGCUGCCCAACGACUACCAGUGUGUCUGCAAGCCCGGCUUCACUGGGCGAAGGUGCCAGUUCAGAUUCAGUGUGUGUGAGUCUCAGCCUUGCCUAAAUGGAGGUGCCUGCUCCGCCUCUCCCAGCACCGUCCAGGGCUACACCUGCACCUGCCAGCCUGGGUACACUGGGCCUACCUGUGAGCGGAGCCUGCUGUCGUGCCGGGAGCUUUCCUGCUACAACGGGGGGAGCUGCCUGCAGACGGCGCGGGGCCCGCGCUGCACCUGCGCCCCAGGCUUCGGCGGGCCCGACUGCCACCAGCGCAGCGGGGGGGGCUGCUCCGCCCAGCCCUGCCGAAACGGCGGCGUGUGCACCGAGGAGGCCGUCUUCCCCUUCUUCCGCUGCCAGUGCCCCGGCGGGACGUCCGGCAAGCGGUGCGAGCAGGGCGCGGCCGCGGAGCCCGCCUGCCCGCUCGCCGACUGCCACGGCAAGGCCGGCGACGGCGUCUGCGACAAGGAGUGCAACACGUACCCCUGCCGCUGGGACGGGGGCGACUGCUCGCUCACGCUCAACCCCUGGGCCCACUGCGACGACCCCCAGUGCUGGCGCGUCUUCAACAACAGCCAGUGCGACCCGGCCUGCGACAGGCCCCAGUGCCUGUACGACAACUUCGACUGCAAGAGCCGCGAGAAGAGCUGCAAUCCCAUCUACGAGCAGUACUGCAUGGACCACUACGCGGACGGGCGCUGCGACCAGGGCUGCAACACGCAGGAGUGCGGGUGGGACGGGCUGGACUGCGCCGCCAGCGUGCCGGAGGACCUGGCGGAGGGCGUGCUGGUGAUCGUGGUGCUGCUGCCGCCGGAGGAGCUGGUGCGCACCGGCCCCGCCUUCCUGCAGAAGCUCAGCUCCAUCCUGCGCACCACCCUGCGCUUCCGCCUGGACCACAACGGCGACGCCAUGAUCCGGCCCUACACCCGGCCCGAGGCGCGCGUGCGCCGCGAGCUGCACCCGCAGGCGGAGGUCAUCGGGUCCAUCGUGUACCUGGAGAUCGACAACCGGCUCUGCUCCCAGGACUCGGAGGACUGCUUCCCCUCCGCAGACUCCGCCGCCGGGUACCUGGCCGCCCUGUCCGCCACCGAGAUGCUGCGCUUCCCCUACCCCAUCAAACAAGUCCGCAGCGAGGUGCUGCCUGGCAAUACAGAAGUGCCGGAUUGGGGCAAGCUGCUGCUGGUGGGCGUGGCCGGGCUCUUCCUGCUGGUGAUCCUGGGGGCGGGGAUGCUGAUCGCGCGGCGGAAGCGGGAGCACAGCACGCUCUGGUUCCCCGAGGGCUUCUUCCUCAAGAAGGAGACGAGCAGCAACAAGAGCCGCAGGGAGCCCGUGGGCCAGGACGCGCUGGGCAUGAAACACAUGCCGAAGACAGUGGAGGAGUCUCUCCUGGGAGACCACAGCGACCAGUGGCUGGACACAGACUGCCCCGAAGCCAAGAGACUGAAGGUGGAGGAGCCCAGCGCGAUGUCGGACAGCGAGGACGCAGUGGACUGCAGGCAGUGGACGCAGCACCACCUGGCCGCCGCAGACAUCCGCGUGCCCCCCUCCAUGGCCCUCACGCCCCCCCAGGGGGAGUUCGACAGCGACUGCAUGGACGUCAACGUCCGGGGGCCAGACGGAUUCACUCCUCUGAUGCUGGCGUCGUUCUGCGGGGGCGGGCUGGAGUCGGACAUCCCGGAGGAGGAGGACCCCGAGGAGUCGUCCGCCAACAUCAUCUCCGACCUGAUCUACCAGGGGGCGUCGCUGAGCGCGCAGACCGACCGCACGGGCGAGACCCCCCUGCACCUGGCCGCCCGCUACGCCCGCGCCGACGCCGCCAAGAGGCUGCUGGACGCCGGGGCGGACGCCAACGCCCAGGACAACACCGGCCGCACCCCUCUGCACGCUGCCGUGGCUGCUGACGCGCAGGGUGUCUUCCAGAUCCUGAUCCGCACGCGCGCCACAGACCUGGACUCGCGGAUGUACGACGGGUCGACCGCGCUGAUCCUGGCUGCUCGGCUGGCUGUGGAGGGCAUGGUGGAGGAGCUGAUCACCUGCCACGCUGACGUCAAUGCCGUGGACGAGCUGGGCAAGUCUGCUUUGCACUGGGCCGCAGCGGUGAACAACGUGGAGGCGACGGUCGCUCUGCUGAAGAACGGAGCCAACAAGGACAUGCAGGACCUGAAGGAGGAGACGCCGCUGUUCCUGGCCGCCCGGGAGGGCAGCUGCGAGGCGGUGCGGGUGCUCCUGAGCCACUUCGCCAACCGCGAGAUCACGGACCACAUGGACCGGCUGCCGCGCGACAUCGCGCAGGAGCGCAUGCACCACGACAUCGUGCAGCUGCUGGACGAGUUCAACACCGUGCGCAGCCCGCAGGUGCACGGGCACGCCCACGGGCACGGGCACGGGCACCACGCCCUGUCCCCGCUGCUGUGCCCGCCGGGCGCCUUCAUGCACGGCCUCAAGCAGCCGCCGCAGGGCGGCAAGAAGAGCCGGCGGGCCGGCGCCAAGGGGGGCGUGGCCGGGCUGCACGGGGCCGGGCCGAAGGAGGCGGCGGCCAAGUGCCGCAGCAGGAAGCUGACGCUGGACAUGCAGAGCUCGCUGCUGGAGAGCUCGGUCACGCUGUCCCCCGUCGACUCGCUGGACUCGCCGCGCGGCGGCGCCAGCAACGCCGGCUACAUCACCAACCCCGCCUCCCCGGCCCUGCCCUCGCCGGGCCUCUUCCACCCCUCCCUCUCCGUGCCGGCCACGCCCAUGGUGCGCGGCGUGCUGGACGGCGGCGGGCCCUUCGCCGUCUCCCUGGCGCAGCUGGGCGACCUGGGCGAGGCGGGGCUCCCCAUGGGCCAGGCCCUGCAGGGCCACGCCCCCAUGACGCCGGGGGCGGGGCCCGGGGUGGGGGUGGGCGGAGCCCCGCCGGGCUACGUCCUGAACGCGGGGCAGCUGGGGCUGAGCCUGGGCAUGGUGAACCCGGUGAGCGUGCCCUUCGACUGGCACCGCAUGCCCCCCGCCUCGCAGUGCGGCCCGCAGGUCAUAGGCCUGGUGCGCUCCAUCAGCCAGAGCCCCGCCCUGCACCCGCAGAGCCCUGCCCUGCAGCAGCAGCAGCACAGCCUCCUCCAGCAGCAGCUGUUCCACAGCUCCCAGCAGCCCCUGCUGCAGCCCACGCCGGUCUCCGUGCCCCAGUCCCUCAGCCCCUCCCAGCUGCCCUCCAUCUCCGAGCAGCAGCAGCAGCUCCACGGCCGCGCCAUGGCCCCCCUGGGCCGCUCCACCCCUCCCACCCCCCAGCAGGUCCCGCCUCCGCCCACCUUCUUCAAGCAGCAGGCUCCUCCUCCCCAGCCCAGCCAGGCACAGGCCCCUCCCCCGCAGCCCCUGCAGGCCCCGCCCCCCCAGGCUCCCAGCAGCAGCAGUGCCGGUCUGGAGGACUACCCCACCCCGCCCUCCCAGCGUAGCUACACCUCCACCCUGGACACCACCCCCAAACACUACAUCCACCUGCCCAAUGAGCACCCCUACCUUACCCCCUCCCCAGAGUCCCCCGAGCCCUGGUCCAGCCCCUCCCCUCAGUGCGUGUCUGACUGGUCAGACUCCACCCCCAGCCCAGCCAACGCUGCCGCCGCCCAAACCCAGAUACCCCACACCCAGGAGUCCAACGGCAAGAUGCAGGUGUUCGCGUGAAGACCCCACGCGCCCCCUUAUCCCCAUCCCGCCCCCCUUCCCCACCCCCCAGUGAAGAAAAGAGAAGAAGCCCCUCUGUGGGAGGAGCUAUCCUGUAUUAACCCCCUCCUCUCCUUUCCAACGGUUGAUUUGGAUCGGGAUUGACUCUGAAAUUCCACCGCGCGCUUGUCUUCUGUGCAAGGCACCGGUCAGACAAAAACGGUAAAGGGAAAAUGUUUGUUGUCUUAAAAAGAGAAGACGAUUUAAUGAAGUAUGACUUUUUUAUAAUAAAGAAGAAAAAAAAAAACUAAGUCUUUAAUUUCAAAGACUGGGGGACGCCCUCCUAACACUAACAAACUUUAAAAGUAGAAGAGCAUAAUGGCAAACCUACGGAAAGAGAUCGGCCAUUUUUGGAUGUAUUUAUUGUGUGUUCCCGACUACAGCUUUCAUAGCAUCUCCACCCUCUCUCCUCCAAUACCGACCAUAGCAACACUGUGCACCCUCACCCCUGAUUGGCCCAGGUUCGGUCAUUACUUGAAGCAUCGCGGCCAAUCAGAGAUCAGUGUGCUUUUAGUGUGGUUAUAGCACGGCGCAAAAGGCGACGUGCUCUGAUCCUAUUGGCCAUAUCCACAAGCUUUUGGAUUGGUUAACUCUUGACCACACCCUCCCACUCCCAGGGGGUUUCAGUGUUAGAAUGGAAUCAGCUGUUAUGAGCACAAGAGUGUUGAGACUAGCUCAACACUACUAGCGUUGCUGAGCAUUGCCAGUCGGCCCCUGGACGAGUAAUGUUGACCGGCAGUCUUUCGCUGCCCUCAUAUCCUCUGCUCCCAUUGGCCAACAGAGUGCACCCUUUGCUCUGAUUGGUCCAUUACAGUGCAUACUCUAUUCCGAGUUCCCCAGGGGACGAUCUGAUGGAUGCCACAGGAGUAGUCACUCAUUGCAGCUCCAUCGAAAAAAAAAAAAAAAAGUUUUAAAAAAUUGUUUUUGCAUCGCUUGGCUCUUUGAGAGAGAGAGGCACAGUUUUAGUGUCGUCUUUAACUGAUUUUAUUUAUUCAGGCCAGACAAACAGAAAAAGGGAGGAAUCGGUAUCAUGAGCAAAUAAGCUUCCACAGUGGCUGGCCAAACAGCACAGAAUUACUGUUCUUUUAGAGCAAGCCCACACAUUCCAUGCCCGAGUGCCAGAAAAGGCCUUUCCCAAGCACUUCCAGGGACAUGCAGCAGGGGGCGAGUGAGACAUUCCAACUGUGCUUUAGUGAUCCUGCUGGCUCAAUUUUUUUUUUUUUUUUUUCACAGAAUUUUGGCCAGUAUUGUGUAAUAAACUAAACCAUUAUAUAUUUUUUUUCUUUUCUUUUUUUCAAUGAAAUGGGCAUAAAGAAAAAUGUUAAUUGCGAGUUCUCCAUCACAAGAGCCCACACUCAGUAUUCACCAAACUGGCGACUCUCUCCCUGCGUACACCCGGCUGGGUGGACCACAGGGGGGAAACUUCCCCCCGUGCAGGAGGAGGGUCAGGGAGGUUGUGUAGGAGCUGGUGUCACAGCAGAACGUUUGUUCUUGGCUGUGGGGUUUUUCUUGUUUUUUUUGUUUCUUUUUUUGUAUCAGUGUAAAGUGUUUGGUUUUACCUGUACUACCGCUAGCUGUCACUGCCCGUCACUUGUGAUUUUGUUUAUUUUCGAUUGAAACUGAAACCACGGUAACCUGCCGAUUGAUGCCGUGGUGGACUAAGCUAUGUUGAUUGGCUGCUGCUUCCUAUCAGUCACACACAGACAUUCCAGACACUUGCCAGUUCCUCAGUGUUGCGCUGUAGUGUAAUGAUGUAGCUGGAAACACACACGCACACACACACACACACGCACACAAGCAUGCACGCACACACACACACAUUUUUUUGGGACUACUGCUACAUAAAGUCAUAAAAAAGGGCCCAAAUUUUUAUUAUUUUUUAUUAUCAGGGACGUCUGAGAUUUUGUACAUGUCCAUGUCAACACACAUAUGUACACACACACACACACACACACACACACACAUUUUCCCUGUAGCCCACUAACAGAAAUAAGCUCAUGCACACUCUCUGUCCAGCAAACUCUCAGUGGCACACAAACACAACUCUUUUUGACUGUGCCAGUCCCUGCCCUGUCUCCAGGACCGUGUGGUCAGAGUUUCGGUGACGUUCACCCAGCUCCUGGCCGCGAGCCCCGGGCCCGUCGUGGUUCGGGCCCCGGUGGGUGUGUCGGGGGUGCUCUGGCCCCGUCACUCUUAAGAGAGGUGGUUUUUAUAGGCGUGCAGCGCACGUGCCUGCAUCUGUAGCACACCCCCCACGCCCACCGGUCGCGGAGACGACGGUCGGCGAUGAUGUCAUAAUGUGUGGGCGGAGCAAACGCUGCCAUGCAGUGCCGCCCGUUUUCUGGCGUCGUUCCCGCGGAGUCUCCCGGUCGCCCGGUUGCUAGGCAGCGAGGGGGCUCCAGGAGACAGGGAGAGACUUUUUUUUUUUUUAAACUUGGGAGAACAAGAGCAGCAAUAUGCCCACUGCCUCCAUUUCCCAGCACGCACUGCCACGGAUGGACCCACCCACCUCACCCAUUUCCUAGCUCCAAUGCUGUAACAUGGCACAGAACCGGGCCGGUCACAUUCAGGCACAGGACACAGAAUUGACCAGUUGGACUCUGUAGAUCCAGCCCUCUGGUCUGGGUGAGUUCACUUAAUUUGGGUGGGAACCACUGCUCAGCAGUCAGACGCAUCGAAGACACACCCACUCCGUAUGAUUCAUACAUAAGUUCUCACACACUACAGCCUGUGUACAUUUCACCAUUUCCAGCUUCUGAUUGUAAAUAUGUUCGUCUGAAGUAGAUAUACUAGCUACCGAAGUCUUAUGUUUCUAAAAUGAUUAUUUACUAAAAAUGAGAAAUAAAAAAAUGUGUACUUCCUAUUAGCAUUAUUGUGAAGUUGAGGAUGUGACUGACGUUGCAUUGGUCUUGUAUCAUUAGAAACAACCAUAGAUUAUUUUUUCUAUCAUUUAUUAUUAAUUCUUGUACUUGUUUAAAAGUAGUUUGAAAUCAUUGUACAGAAAUACCGUUCCACAAUGUUUGUAUGAAACAGACAAGCUGUAAAAUAAGUUACUGCUAAUAAAAUAUGUAGGUGACUACA